CACUCCGCCACUGUCUGUUGUGAAGCUCAGGUGACAACCAUACAACCACACAGCCAUACAGCCAUACAGCCAUACAGCCAUACAGCCAUACAGCCAUGCCUGCUGACGUGCUUCAGGAGAUACCUCCCUCUGCUAUCAACUACUUCUGCAACAACGUUCUUAAGAGGGACUGGCCCAACUCCAUACAUGUGUACUAUUUUGUGAAGACCAUGACAGAAUGGAAGAACAACCAUGCAGAUGUAAGAGUGAGUCUGCUGUGUAUGGAAGGAGAUGUUGAAGAUGGCACUUUUGUUGGCCUCUUGUACUCUGAGCUGGGAGGCUGCACAGUGUUGGCGUACACUCAGCAAGAGAGCUGCGAGAGACUGGGUAGAGCCUUGCGAGAGACACGUCGCAUCAAGUGGUCGGAACCCCUCACCUUCGAGGCUGUGCUGCAGCGUCACGCCGCCACAGUACACCGCGCAGCACACGACCACGGACUGGAGACUAGCAUCUACGCUCAGAGCGGCAUCCUAUACAUGCCACAUGACCAAGCCAGGAAACUGAGGCCGAAAUGCAUAUCGGACGAGGUGUACGUGGCGCCCUUACAGUCCAGCCACGUCCCCUACAUACACUCUGUCUGGGCACACAACGACAUCUACACUCUGCAAGAGCUGGAGAGCACUCUGCGGCUCAACGGUGGCUACGGGGUGUUUGACGCUGCAGACGACACGUUGCUGUGCUGGGCCAUGCACACUCACUACGGAGGCGUAGGUGUGCUGCAGACCAGAGACGGCUGUGGAGGCAAGGGCUACGCUAGGCUGGUAUCCGCCUGUCUCUCUCAGGCGCUGGGACUGAUGGGCAUCGCGCCUCACGUCUGUAUCAAGGAUACCAACACCAGGUCACUGUCAUUGUUCCGCUCCAUCGGGUAUGAGCAUGUGUCCUCCAUCCAGUACAUCACCACGCACGACCCCUCCUCCUCCUCAUCCGAAUCAUCCUCAUAAAUCACCUCCUCACUAAUCAGGGGUAAAAGUUUACAAGUCACGUUUGGUAAAAUAUAGUUUGACUAACAUGCUAAUUAAAAACUUAGUAAUAUUUAAAAACAAGUAAGAAAAAUCACACGUGACUUGUACAUGUCUUUCAUAUCGUUAGCAGUAUUAUCAUAAAACCGUAACAUUUCCACUCAUCUCUUAUUUAUCUCAUUUCACUACAAUAUCAAAUGGACUUUGUUCAUGAACUUUCACAUCUGUGAUUACUAUGCGACCUCUAGCUUUGAUCCAUUUUUAUCACGGCCAUUCACUAAUUAUCCAUACUAAUAUUAGAACAUCUUUACAUAAUCAGUUUUUUCUAGUCGGUAGUCUUAAGUACGCUUAUUUGAUUUAAAUUAUCUUAGUUCUAUUAUAAACGAUAGAAUACUUAUCUAAUUAACGGUUUCCAUUCACUACAUUAUGGUGGAGUGAUAUUAACAUGGAAUGAAUAAACUCAGUUUUAAAAUUGACCUUCCUAUAGGGAGAGUUGCAAGAGAAUAUUCUUCAAUGUUACAUAACUGUACAUACAAAUACACAUAUAUAACUUGGAACAACCUUUUUAUGGCAACAAUUAUUACAAUUUUCAAGCAUAAAAACAUGCGUAUGUAAAUAAUGUAAAUUGUUGAAAACGUUUUUUCAUAUGAUAAACAUUUGCAUAUUGAAUUAUUUAUUCGUACUGAAAUAGAUUAUAGAUCCAAAGGAUCACAUGUCUACACUUAUGCUUUUGAAUUUGUUUUGAUUAUAAAAUCUAUAAAAUGAAUUGUUACAAUAGUUUGUAAAUAUAACUACUAGAAAUAAAAUGUAAGGACCAAUGUUAUAACAAAUGAACCUCACGGUUCUACAAUUGUAGGACUUACAUAAAUGUUGUAUCGUUUUAUCAAAGUGCUCUGAAGUAUAAAGGCUUAGGAAAUUUAAUAAGGCUACAUGGAACUGAACGUUCCAGAAAAUUUUCUAUAUUUGUGUAAGUCUUACAAAUAGUUAAGAAUUAUCUUGUAUAUAUUAAUCCUUUUAGUCUCAGACAUUUUUUUGUACACUUUGGAAGCUGUAUUUUACAUUUUUUUUAUGUUAAACAAAAAUAAUAUGUGUUUAUAAAAUUUAUAUUUUGUACUUAGCUGGCUGAAGGCUGUUCUAAGUGCAAAUUCAGCUUGAUAUACACUUAGCUGUAUCUGUAGUAUGCUAUGAACGCAAAAUUGAGAAUACAUAGUAGAAUCGUCUUUAAGUAUUACUCUAAUCCAUUAUAUGAUCGGCAAGCCAAUCAUUUAUGGAAUAGUCUAAAUCAACAUAAAAUCCUGAAUAUAUUUCUAAAUUAAUUAUUGAUUUAAUUAUUGGUAUGUUUUAAAAAUAUUUCAUCGCCAAUAAACUUUUCCCUCUAUACCUGGACUGUAAAGGUGGGUUUGAAUGUAACUAAUACCUUGCUAAUACAUUGGUACAAAUUUAUUUAAAAUUUAAUUCUUUAAACAGUUUUCACAUGUUUAAAAUUAUUUCUAAACAAACAUAUUUUUACUAGUGUAAAAUUAUAAUAUAGACACAUAUUGUUUUUGGAAAACUUAAUUUCAGUAAAAAAUAGGGCCAUUAUGGCCCUCAGUUGUACUAAUGUAAAUACGGAUAUUUAUUGACCGACCAGUAUGGUUCAAAAAUAUAGAAUUAAUGUAAAAAAAAAAACAACACAUUGUACAAAAAUUACUAUUGGUCCUUGUGGAUAUUAGACCGCUACGGUCUAAACUUUUUGUAACAAAUAUAUAUUCUAUGAGACCUUUAGGGUCCUAUUAGAUAUGUGUUAGGUAUAUUUGUAUGGUAUCAAAAUGGUGCCUCAAAGGCCCUUGCCAAAGCCUGAAUGCAAUACUCUGUCUUGGGGCCUGCAGGGCCCUAAUAUAUCUUGUACAUUAUGUUUACAAUAUAAGGAGCACAAACAAACAA
This is a messenger RNA of Macrosteles quadrilineatus (aster leafhopper), 2921 nucleotides long. RefSeq lists its product as uncharacterized. The record is from RefSeq and is a predicted model, not a curated record. Gene Ontology annotation, molecular function: acyltransferase activity, transferring groups other than amino-acyl groups. NCBI's taxonomy places the organism in Eukaryota, Metazoa, Arthropoda, Insecta, Hemiptera, Cicadellidae. The transcript is spliced from 4 exons. The coding region runs from base 96 to 980 and encodes 294 amino acids.